This is a messenger RNA of Aspergillus nidulans FGSC A4, 708 nucleotides long. RefSeq lists its product as uncharacterized. The record is from RefSeq and is a predicted model, not a curated record. The transcript has 4 exons. The coding region runs from base 1 to 708 and encodes 235 amino acids. NCBI's taxonomy places the organism in Eukaryota, Fungi, Ascomycota, Eurotiomycetes, Eurotiales, Aspergillaceae.
AUGGACCGGUUUGACAGCCACCUGCAUUUAUCCAGCAAGUCCAUCCCAGUCAUGUCAGCCAUCGUCGUCACAGGCAGCUCGCGGGGCCUCGGCCUCGAGCUGGUGAAGCAAUUGUUUGGUCGAGUGAGUGAAACCAGCGGGUUAUUGAUCGUCACAGCUCGACGCUGCACUCCGGCGUUGAGCGAGGCGAUCGCCCAAUCGAAGGGGUCCGCAGUCUCCGUUCCCCUGGACGUGACGGAUGAGGAACAGGUCGCUAGGUCGGUGGAAGAAGUACGCUCAACUCUGAAUGGGCACAGCUUAAAUAUUCUGCUCAACUGUGCGGGCGUUCAUGGAGAGAUUCACGGGAAGAUUGCUCUUAUACAGUGCAUACCACUGAUGCAGAACAGUGCCGUGAAGGAAAUCAUCAACAUGAGAGUCCACUCAAGUGGCUUUGGAUCCAUAACAUCAGCACAGGAUUACAUAUAUGCACUGUGUCCAGCCUACAAGAUCAGCAAGGCCGCGUUAAAUGCACUUACUGUACAGUAUGCACUGUCGUAUCGAGAUGAGGGCUUCACUAUUGUUGCUGUAAUCCAGGAUGAUAUGGGUGGGAAGAAUGCCGAUCUGACUCUCUCUCAUGGCGCAGAGGCCGUGUUGGAUAUCGUGGCAGUUCUUGAGACCAAGGAUAACGGGUGUUUUAGGAAUCUGUGCACCCGGAUGGGACGGGUCUGA